ACGCUAUACAGUGUACCAGUAAAGGAGUGGUGAGCAUGAGCACAGCACACACUGUAUUCCUUUGUAUGCGCGGCAGUGCCCGACUGCAGCCUAAACCGCUCGCUCUUACGGCGUAAUUAUGAGUAAAAGACGAAAAGUUGGAUUAUGACACAAAACGGCUGGCUCGCGACGCGCCACUCCCUAAAAUCAACGAAGAACGCACAAGUAAGCGCAUGAGGAAUCCCUGUGCACAUUUUCAUGGAUAUUUUCCGGAUGCGCGCAGCUUCAAAACAACUUGGGAAGGUUGACUUUUUAUUUCAAUGCAUGCUUUAAUGCAUUAGAGUUACAAAAAUAAAUACGUGAAUGCCUUUAGCACAGCUAUUGCAUGGGCAUGCUUUGAUCAAGAGAGGAACCUACAGUAUAUUGCUGAAGCAUGUCACUGCAGGCACCUUGCGAUUGCUUGCUUGGGUUAAAACACUGAGCACAGCCGGUGUGAUGUGUUUAUCGUGGGUGCAUGAGCUUGUAUCCUGAAUAUGUUUCCAAAAAUCACAAAACCUUAUUUUGGGGCGAUUGAAUGACACGUUUAAAGGGACGUCGUAUUUGCGGGGAAAAAUCAUGACUGGGAACGUAUUUGAAACGUGAUGCUCUUGUACCCAUAAGAUGACAUGGGCACCUUUUGCUCAACAACAAGAUGUUGCCACUCCUCAGAGCAUCAAUUUGGCCGACUAACUCGAGUGGCAACACGUAUUCAGGCAAUUUCUUGUGGUAAAUGUUACUAUGUUGUGUGAUGUGAGCAUGUCUGAGGCGACGCCCAGCGCAACCAGCUGCCCUGUUUCUUUGCAGAUCUCUGAAUUGAGUCGAGGCAACACUCCCGCUGUUGCAGAAAACGUCACAUCUUAUGAGGACACAGGGGGCGUCAGAUUUUGCUGACCUUAGCAUCUUUGGACCGUUGCAAUGGGAAGCUUAUGAAAAUAACACCUUAAGGCUGCUUCGUUUAUUUAAGACAUGGAGCUGUAUGUAAUCCGUUCGUGCUGAAGGCUGCGGUACGGGUGGAUAUAUUCGAGUCCAGCGCAGCAGUUCUGGCGCAGCGGGCGGGUGGAAGACCUGGAUCAUUGCAGUACCUGUAAUGAAUGCAAGCUGAAAGACAGCUGUCCCUGGACACGAGACGUUUAUUGGUUCUGCUGGUGUCAUGUAAACAAGCCGAUCGACACAAUCAUUUUGCACAUGAUUUUCCCGGCGCUUCGACGAGGCUUGUAUGCAGCGUUUCCUGGAUUUGAACACAAAUGAGAGGUGUCAACGAGUAAGAGGCCCACAAUUUCCUUGUUUUUUUCAGGCACCACACCGUAGCAUCCUGACCACAAAUAGCAGGUUGCAUUCAUUCACAGAAUGACUGUUGCCACAGGCGACCCAGUUGAUGAAGCCGCAGCACUUCCGGGUCAGCCACAGGACACAUAUGACCCGGAACCGGACCAUGACUGCUGCGAAAGGGUGGUCAUUAACAUCUCUGGCUUGCGUUUUGAGACGCAGCUCAAAACUCUGUCUCAGUUCCCAGAGACGCUGCUCGGGGACCCCAAAAAGAGAAUGCGCUAUUUUGACCCGCUGAGGAACGAGUACUUUUUUGACAGGAACCGCCCGAGUUUCGAUGCAAUUCUCUACUACUACCAAUCGGGCGGCAGGCUUCGAAGGCCCGUCAAUGUGACAUUGGAUAUUUUUUCAGAGGAAAUACGUUUUUACGAGCUUGGGGAAGAAGCCAUUGAGAUUUUUAGAGAGGAUGAAGGAUUUAUCAAAGAGGAGGAGAAGCUUCUGCCGGAAAACGAGUUUCAAAGGCAGGUCUGGCUGCUGUUUGAGUAUCCUGAAAGUUCAGGGGCUGCCAGGAUUAUCGCUAUCAUUUCAGUCAUGGUCAUUCUCAUAUCUAUAGUCAGUUUUUGCCUGGAGACACUUCCAAUUUUCCGCAAUGAGGAAGUUGACACGCAAAAAGAUUCCACAAGCAACUCCAACUCAACAGUUAUCUACACCUCCAGCUACUUUACUGACCCUUUUUUCAUCCUGGAGACCCUGUGCAUCAUUUGGUUCUCAUUUGAGUUCUUGGUUCGGUUCUUUGCGUGUCCCAGUAAAGCAGGCUUUUUUGUCAAUAUAAUGAACAUCAUUGAUAUUGUGGCUAUAAUACCUUACUUUAUCACCUUGGGCACCGAGCUAGCAGAGAAGCCAGAGGAUGGUCAACAAGGACAGCAAGCCAUGUCACUUGCCAUUUUGAGGGUCAUCCGAUUAGUACGAGUAUUCAGGAUCUUCAAACUUUCCCGGCACUCGAAAGGCCUGCAGAUCCUCGGCCAGACGCUCAAGGCAAGCAUGAGGGAGCUCGGGCUACUCAUCUUCUUUCUUUUUAUCGGAGUCAUUCUCUUUUCUAGUGCCGUCUACUUUGCGGAAGCAGACGAGCCAGACUCGCAGUUUAUAAGCAUACCUGAUGCGUUCUGGUGGGCAGUUGUCUCCAUGACGACAGUGGGGUACGGUGACAUGGUACCGACUACCAUCGGAGGCAAAAUUGUAGGAUCCCUGUGCGCUAUUGCCGGUGUGCUGACUAUCGCCUUGCCCGUACCUGUCAUAGUCUCAAAUUUCAACUACUUCUACCAUAGGGAGACUGAAGGUGAAGAGCAGGCCCAGUACCUCAAUGUGACCAGUGUCCCCAAGGUAGAUUCCUCUGAGGACUUAAAAAAGAGCCGCAGCGGGUCAACUAUGAGUAAGUCCGACUACAUGGAAAUUCAAGAGGCUGUUAACAACAGCCACGAGGACUUCCGAGAGGAGAACAUCAAAACCGGCAACUGCACGCUUACCAACACUAACUACGUUAACAUCACCAAAAUGCUCACAGAUGUAUAACUGCUUCGAACUGCCUCUACCUAGAAGGUAGGAAGAAGAGCUUUGAGUAGGGGAUUAUACACCCCAGUUUUGAAGGCUUAGAUGCCCAGUGCAAGAGUUUUGCAACAGGAGAACUGAAAUAAGUCAGUUUGACCGGAAGGAUCAACGAAGAAGACCAGUCCAUCAUUUCAUCCCAUUUCCUUCGCGCUCCUCCUCCAGUUGUGGAAAACUUGAUUGGUGGGGAGCGUUGUUCUGCAUCCUUGUGUUCAGUGUCUGCAUGGAGUUUGUCUAGUCUGUGUGACUGUUCUAGUAGUCAUUCUGCUUGCAACAGUAGCCAAAUCGUAGCCUAACAAAAAGAUAGCGUAGCCUAGAGGGACCAAUACCUAAAGCCAAUUCCCUCAUUCACUGCCAACCGGAGGACUCCUGCUGAGCAUCCCAGAGUGUAUCUGUACUUUUGGGAAAAACAACAACUUUGUCUCUCCAAAUUGUAAUCAGUUGCAUAAAAGACAUAGAGGAGAAAACACAUUUGGGAGUAUUCAUGAUGAAGGAUGUAUGUCUCCGUGAAUGCACAAAUAUGCUGCUUGCUCUGCCAGCAACAACAGCAUACCGAAAAUUUUACAUUCCAUCUUGUUACGGAGACAUACAUGCACAACCAACCUGGAGGAGUUAUUACAAUGCCCCCUUUUCUGUAUGUCCCUAUUUUCCUCUUUCUCUGCCAGGGUGGAUCUCAGUGUGUUUCAUAUUACAGAAAAUAGACUUACAAGUGGAGUGAAGAUAGUCCUGUUUUGAAGUAGUCCUCCAUACUUACCAUCACGUUUUUGUUUCACUAUAAAGCAUGACUAGUCCUUCACUGCAUAAUUUUCCCAUCACUUCCUGUUCCCAGCAUUGUAAGACUUCAUAGCAUUCCAUGUGUAUGAGAAAUGAUCUAAUCCUACAAGCACUGACAGGGGUUGCAAGAGUGUAGAUAUUUUAACUGUGACAUAGCAGCCAACAACAGUAAAACACUAGCUUACUAAGUCAGGGCACCAAAGAUAAAAUCCACUGCCGCUGUUUAAAGCAUUUAUGUUGUUUUCACAUUUUAGUGCCAUUUCAUGGUGCAUCUUGCUCUAGGGUUGGGCCAAUAGACAAUGUCAUCGUCCAUCGCCAUUGGCUAACAGACAUCACAAUGUUGAGCGGCAUCAUGAUUCCACCCUCUCCCUCAAAAAGCAUCUUAAUCACAAUAUAUUGACCAGUGCAAUGCAAGUUUUUUAAUUUCCGCGCAGUUACUUCAAAUAUUUAAAAAAAAUUCUGAUUAUAUAAUGACAUAAUGAACUUGUUCCCGAUCACAAUAUAAUUAUAUUCAAAACUGUUCAAUGAUGUCCAGGAACGGGUGUCGCGUUUGGCCAUAUUUGCCUUCCAUCUGCUCCAAGAUGAUGCGCUUCAGGUCGACUGUAAGAGCAUCCUGCUCUGACUCCCUCAGGACACCUUUCAGGUGGGCUAACAUGGGCACAAGUGAGGAAACAGUAACACAGUUUUCUCCAGAGAGAAUAUUUGUAAACUCAGCUACUGGCUUUAACCUGCUGUUACCCGCUUCCAGAACGGAGUGGGCGGUGACUUUUAUCCUGCUUGUACUUGCUCCAGGAUUCUCUCAUUUGCUGUUUGGAGCCCUGAAUGAUACACAAAAAUGAAUUUUCGAUUAAGAAUCUAAAAAUCUGAAAACUGUUUUUCUAUGCACAUAUUUAAAAUAGGGAAUAAGAAUAAUGACUAUGAAAUAUAAAACUCAAAUUCAUUCUUUUAUCAUUAUUUUUACUCCCCAUUUAUAAUUUGUGCAUAGAAACAAUAAUAUUAAAAACAUAAUUUCCAUUGCUAUUUUCGUAUCUUUUGGCACGCUCCGAAGCAGUUGACCAAAAAGAGCUAUGCGGAGCAGAUGUCCGAGCAUUAAAACAUUAAAUUGAAUGUUUCCCCGAUGUCAUCGUCCAUCGCAAUGUUUAAUUGUAGACAUUGUCUGAUGCCAAUUUGGUAGACAUUGCCCAACCCUAUCUUGCUCAUAAUAUGAUGCUGGAGAAUCUGGAUAAAAGUUGUAUGAAAGUACUUCCUUGAAUAGCAUUUUUAAGAGAUAACAAAUAUUCUGCUACUUUUGUGAUGCAUGUCUGGUACACAUUCCUCGUAGCAUGCAUGUAGGCCUAGUAAGAAUAAUGCUUACGCACAAAACUAGUAAUAAGUAUUCAUAUCUUUAUCGAUACAAAUAUUUCUCUCUGUGUAAUUAACCGUGCAAUAUUAUAAAUGCUUGUUUUUUAAGGUCGGACAAUUUUACAAAUAGUUUUCAAUGUUAAUAGGCUAUUACAUUAGUUAAUAGGCAUUUUCAGGGUCUAUUAUCCUUUGGUUGGUUGAUCUAUGGAAAGAGAGUAUGUUGUACCAAUUAUGAGUUGUUCAAAGCACCACAUUUUGAUAUGGUCUUAAAAACUUUAAAAAGCUAUUUUUAUACCUUAAUUACAAGGAAUUUGGAUGUAGCAUUUGUUUUUUUUUAGAUUACAUCAUUACAGCGAUGUAAUGUAAUGACAAGUCUUUAUAAUUGCAGCUUUGGUUAGAAGUUAAAGACCCCAUGAAAUUUUACAUUGCCGAAAUGUAUAUUCUACUCAUUCUACUCAUUUUAAGUUUUUGCCGGUAUGCAAAUUUAAAAUGUCUUUGCUGAAAAACCAAAGUAUUGUGGAUAUCAUCUCCUGCACAAAAGCAUAUAACAAUUUUGGCCUAAAAUGUUCCCUACAUACAGUCCUUCCGUUUACGCUAUUCCGCAAUCAAGGAACACAGUACAAAAUCAAUAAAAUAUUGUGUUUUUUGCAAUUUUGCAUAAUUUGUCAUUAUAUUGCAAAAUAAUGGCAUAAAUUAAAUGAUCUAAGGAGCUGUUUAUACCUGUUAUUAAGAUGCGUUUUGGUCAAUCGGAUCCCAAGUGGACAAGAGACUGGUAUUAUAAUCUUUUUUAUAGUCUUUUUUUGUCCACUUUCGACCACUUCUGCAGAUUUUCUGAGGGAGUGAUCUGCUGUCUUUUAAACAUGAGUGGGAGAAAUGAUGGGUUGAAAAUGAUGCGAAGUAAUAUUAGGUCAGAGUCCACUGCUUGUGUUAAGUGCUUUCUUUAAUAUUUCAGAGCAACUGAUGAAUAAGCUUGCGCAACUGUCAAACGCUUGCAAAAUUAAACAAAUGAAAGAGGCGGAGAGCAGCCGCUUCAGUUUAUUAUGGCGCUUUUCCAUUGCAUAGUACCCCACGGUUUAGUUUAGUUUGGGUCGGGUCAGCUCACCUCACUUUGGCGUGGUUAGCUUUUCCAUCAAGUUUAGUAUCACUUUGCAGUGGGAUGGAUUAUAGGCGUGUCGUUAUAUUUGCGCUGCCUGCUGUGACAUCAUACAAGUGAGAGCGUUGUUGUAUUUUCCCAUACAGUUAUUUAUUUCUCAGUCCGCCACAAAAUUAAAAUUGACCACCACAAACAGAUGUUUGCACAUCGCGU
Molecule: messenger RNA, 6307 nt
Organism: Misgurnus anguillicaudatus (oriental weatherfish)
Lineage: Eukaryota; Metazoa; Chordata; Actinopteri; Cypriniformes; Cobitidae
Source: RefSeq, a predicted model, not a curated record